AUGUCCGUGAGAACUAGACAUCCCACAACUGGUGGUAAAUGUGCGAUUUUUUGGGACUUGGACGGGACCGCGAUUCCGCCGGCCGGGAUGUCUAUUGGACAGGCGGUUGAGGCUUUGCGCACUUUUGGUGUCAAACAUGGGGAGCUAUGCGAGUUUAAGGCUUACAUAUCACCAGCUUCAGAAUCCGAGCUCAGCCAGGCAACGAUACGGCUAGCAAGCGAUCUUCAGCAGUAUGGCGUAACUCUCAGCCUCCACAAGCCUGGGAUCUCUGGAGCUGGAGGGCGCAAGGAAUACAUACAAAUCUCAGACAUGAUGGUUUUCGUGUUGGACCAUGGGCCUUUGGCAACAGUUAUCCUAGUGUCCAAUGACCACAGCCUAGGAUACCCAAUAUCGUUGCUGCGGAAUCGGCUAUUUGAAGUGAUAGUCCUUUGUCCUGGUGAAUUUGACCACUACACACCAAUACACAUGCGCAGCCUCGAUGCUGUUUGGGAAGCACGGGACGAUGGGGCGGUGACACCGGUUCCGAGCAGACCAACAUCCUCGUUUGCGGUAGGACGACCGGCCUCCCAGGCGCAGAGGCGACCGAGUUCGCAGCUUCAGCAGCCAUUCCACCAAGCUCAGAUUGAGCGGCCCAUUUCACGAAGCCAGAUUCAAACGGCAGCACAAGUACAGCGCCCGACCUCUCAAGCCCAGGCUCAACAUCCGGCCUCCCAACUCCAGCUUACCCAGCCGCCCCAACCUCAACCUCCACCUCAGCCUCAGCCUCAGCCUCAGGCCCAUGGCCCUAGCCCUCAAGCACAAGUGCAGCCGCCAGCCCCCCGGCCGCAGUCGCAGCGUUCACAUCCUCAAGUAGCCCCGAUAGCUCCUCCAUCAGAGACAGCAGGCACUGUCUCUACCGCUUCAACUACUACUGGGCCGCGUCCACUACCACCAAACGAGCGAAGGCCGCGCAGCCAGGAUAUUCCCGUGGGAGAUCCUGUGCAUUACGCUGAUCCCCAGGUAGAGUCAGUCGUUUCUGGUGCCUCUGGCACUCAGCGUUCAUUCGAUAUCACCCCUGGCGGCGGUAGGCCCCCUAGUUCCUUCGAGCGUGUCAUGAGUGCGCGGGAGACACAGCCAGCCCCCGCUUCGCCCUGGUCUUUUUCUACCUUACCGAGGAUGGCCGCUCAGCCUGCGGCAGUACAUUCGCCCCCUACGACGCUGGCUACUCUGACCACGACUCCAUCUAUGUGGCCACUCCCUGGCGCACCUCUGUAUCCGGUGACCAGUCUGGGAGAUUCGCCUACUGGUGUCCUAUCCCACAUCACCGAUAGUCCACGAGGUUCCUCCGUGUCUGGGGAAGGCUUUCCCGAUCGAGUAGAGUUCCCAUCCUUUGGUUCGGAUCCUGGAAGCGCCGGGCCAUCUUCCCCUCGGACAAUGCGUCCAUCUAUCAUCAACCCAUCCUUGUUUGGUGAUACAACGGCUGAACAACUCCACGCUGACCAGCUUAGCAACCUUUUAGGAGGGCUAAGCAAGAGCAUUUCUAGAGGUGCGCCCUCCGCAACUGCUUCCGAGUUAAGGCUUUCCGCUUUGCUACACCCACCCUCUCGUGGGACCGGCGGCACUAGUACGCCUAGUGACUCCGCACAAACUAUUCGGCCGCUUGAUACCCCUGGAACCUCCAUCAUGUUGCGUCAACCAGCGUUCCAACCCCCUCCACCCCCACCUAGGACCAACCUCCCUGCAUUUAGUACACCUGCCUCUGUUCUCUCACCAUUUAGGAAUUUUCAUGCGCCACCGCCUUCCGCAUCAUCAUUUGUCCCUACAUUGCCUUUAACGUCGACACCCGGUGGAAAUCAUUUUUCCCGACACGGGCCCACUCCUGAGGAUAGGGCCUCCUUUCAGACCCUUAUCCGCGUUCUUGAACGGUUCCGUGCGAUGGGUACCCUAAUGCCCCUCCGCUCUGCGGUGGGUAGUGAGUUGCGCCAACUUGAUCCUAAAGUGUAUGAGAAGGCUGGAGUCAAGACGUUUAAAGAAUAUUCAGCUUUAGCAGAAAAGAAAGGAAUCGUUGAGCUUAUUGGUGGAUCGCCUGGGAAGGAGAAGAUUACUCUUGGUUUCAAGUAA
This is a messenger RNA of Cantharellus anzutake, 2100 nucleotides long. RefSeq lists its product as uncharacterized. Gene Ontology annotation, molecular function: RNA nuclease activity. The record is from RefSeq and is a predicted model, not a curated record. The transcript has 5 exons. Bases 1 to 2100 code for a protein of 699 amino acids. NCBI's taxonomy places the organism in Eukaryota, Fungi, Basidiomycota, Agaricomycetes, Cantharellales, Hydnaceae.